AUUUUAUAUACAUAUUAAUGUAUAUAUAUAUAUACACACAACUAUAAACAAACGCGAGUAUUAGGGAAAGCUCCGACAUCAUUUUCCAAUAAGGCGUUUACAUUUUUGGUCCAGUGGAGUUUGUCAUACAUUUUCCAUCAUGCAGUUCGUGGUUACGCAGGUCACGUGACUCGACGUCUGUCAACAUGAGUGGGCUCUGCCGGGCAGGGAAGCAGCUGGACGCAAGCGAGCCGUGACCUGCAAUAAUUCCUUUUUAAAUAUAAAAACAUACAUAUUCAGAGCAGCUGUUUUUUUCCUCGCGGUAAAGUAACAAUGAACCGGCGCAACAGAGUCUAUUUUGUUAGCGCCCGGGAGUAAAAUGCGUCCGCUCGCUCGGCGUCUUUAGCUCGGCGCUAGCUUAGAACAGCAGCGCGAGCGGCAGCCGAUGGAGCGGCUUUCUGCGGCUCUGUGAACGUCUGUCUCUCCAGUGUUCCUCUUCUAGUUCACCUGCACUGUGCGGCACAUUUUAAACCAAGCGACAGCCUCGUUUGCGUCUUUUUAAAGUAGCUACAUGACACGUUUCUGCGGAGUCUCCGGUACCAGCGUUAGCUUAGACGAUGCGUUCACGGCGGCGCGGAGAUUACAAGUUCGCGAUUUAACGUCGCAGACUCUCGGUUAUCGGAACUUCUAGUAACAUUUUUUUGGUUUCACUAAAAGAAUAAAAACAACCACCAUGACUGCGUGAAGCAGGAGAAUGAGUGUGCGCCGCUGGGAAGCGAGAGGACGCCACCACCUUUCCCCGAAGACUGUCCGGCUCAACGUAUCGAUUAGCUGACCCAACACCGGAAAGUACCACCGGGGAAAAGCGCGCACACGCCCACGAGUCCGAAAAAAUACCCCGCUCUCGACUUUCGCCCAGCUCCUCUGUCUUCAUGGCUGGUGUCAGUAACGUGCUGUCCCCGCUCGGAGACGUGGCACUGGCAGGUCCGGGGUUACCCGUCACCAACACAUCGGUGUCCGCCUCUCCGACGCCCGGUACCGAUAACCGGGGCUGCGAGAACGGCGCCUUGAUGGACUCGUUCGGGAUAUUUCUGCAAGGGCUUCUGGCUAUGAUGGCAUUCAGCACGCUGAUGUUGAAACGCUUCAGGGAGCCGAAACAUGAGCGCAGACCCUGGAGGAUCUGGUUCCUGGACACCUCCAAACAGGCCAUCGGGAUGCUGUUCAUCCACUUUGCUAAUGUCUACCUGUCAGAUCUCACAGAGGAGGAUCCUUGCUCUCUAUACCUCAUUAACUUUCUGUUGGACGCCUCUCUGGGCAUGUUGCUGAUCUACGCCGGGGUGAGGGCCGUCAGUGCGAUUGUAGAGUGGAAGCAGUGGGACUCUUUGCGUUUUGGUGAAUACGGAGAGCCAGUGCAGUGCACAGCGUGGCUGGGCCAGUGUAUCCUCUACAUCCUCAUCAUGGUGUUUGAGAAAGUCCUCAUCAUGCUGGUCCUCCUCAUCCCACAGUGGAAGAAGCUGGCUCUCCUCAACCCCAUAGCGAACCCUGAACUGGAACUGGCCAUCGUCAUGCUCAUUGUGCCGUUCUUCGUCAACGCUCUCAUGUUCUGGGUGGUGGAUAAUUUCCUCAUGAAGAAGCACAAGACGAAAGCGAAGCUGGAAGAGAGGGAGGAGGACUCCCGGGGGAACAGCAAGGUGCGCUACAGACGAGCGCUGUCCCACGACGACUCCGAGUCAGAGAUCCUUUUCUCGGCCGAUGACGAAAUGGACGAGUCCGACGAAGACGACGUCCGGCGGCUCACCGGAAUGAAGACGCUGAAGAAGAAGAAGCUCCGCAUGGGGAUCCCCGUUUGACCCCGUUUGACCCCCGCGUGCCUCGCUGAUCCGCUCCGAGCGGGAUCUCCUCCGGCAGCUGUUCCCCUCGCAGCUGUUCCACCUCCACAGAUAUCAGCGUCAGCCUGAAGGGGGGGGGGGUCCAAUCAGACAUCUGACGGCAGGAGAGGGCUGCGGUCCUUUUACUGUCGACUCCUGGAGGACUCCGGCAUCCCAACUGGGGGAAUAUACCGAACGCGCACUGGGAGAUAUUUUUACGGUUAACCAGGUACAUCGGAUCACUGUCGCAACUCCUUGGAUGAGUGUUGUGUUCUAAAAGAAGGGGGAGAGACUUCAUGUAUGCAUGAUAGGAAAACCUUAACACUGGUCGCAUACUGUUUGGUGGACACUGGUGGCAGUGUGUGUGUGUGUGUGUGUGUGGGGGGUGGGGGCACACAACGGACCCGCACAUCAUGCAAACAAAACUGUUCAAUGGGGUUUGUUACAUGUGUCUGACGUGCAGGAUCGUAUCCUCCAUGCGGACCCCUUUUAGACGUUGUCCUUUUGUAUCCCCAUAUCGAUGUGUGUGUGUGUGUGUGUGUGAGAGACACACACCUCGAACUGAGAUGAGCAUCCCUGUCCGAACACUUUCCGGCCGCACGCGUGUCUCCUCCGUAUCUCACGUGUGCCGUUCCUCGUGCCGAGCUCGUCGCGACCUUUCCGUUUUUUUUAAUCUCCCGUCCUCUCCCGGCGUUCUACGCCGCGUCGUCCCGCCCCCCCCCCCCGAUGUCGACCUCCGCAUGUCUCCGUUGGCCUGUGACCGUUGUCCUGAUGUGCCCUGAUUGUGUGUUUCUUUCUCGUGUCUCAUUUCAAGUUGUCAGGUUUUUUGGGGGGUUUUGUUUUUGGGCCAAAAAGGUGACGACGCUUGUUCCCAAAGUGUUCUUUAUUCCUGAACGCCAACAAGGAGAGUAGACAUGGGAACCAUCUCUUGCACAAUGUACACAGCGUUCACCUUCCCGUUGGCGUUUGUGGGAUUUGUAUUAUUUUUUUUGUGUUUUUUUUGGUCUCUAAUGUGCCUGAAUGAAAUGACCAGCAGGUGGUUUUCUUUUUCUUUUUCUGAAUUUUUUUGGGUUUGAUCCACAUAUUUUCUGGACUGUUUUUUAACCGGAGCUCCAGAUGUUCAGUCAUUCAGCUGGCUCUGAUGUGACGAAUGUGACACGCAAAGACCUCAAAACUGUUACGUGACUGUGGACCAGACAGUCGGGAGAAAGUGUAUAUGUGUGUGUAAGUGUGUACGUUUGUGUGUGUGUGUGUGUGUGCACGCCAGUGUGUAUAUAUACCUGCAUGUACUGGCGUGUGCGCUGGAUGCAUGUGUUCAAGUGUGCGCCGUCGUCGGUGUGACUUCCUCUUUAAAGUGAGGGGGGGGGGGGUGACACACUGGCGAGCUCGGUGGCGGUGAUGAUGAUGAUGAUUUCAUGUUGAUGUUGCUGGCGUGUUGGCAGGGAAUAAAUGACACGAACGUUUUAAAAGGAGGAAAGUGAAGCAGUCGUGGUAACAAAGAGGGCUUUAAGUAUUUAGCUCAGCUGAUGACAGUGGGUGGGGGCGGGGGGUAAGUUAUCAUUCUAAAUGCUUUUCCA
Messenger RNA from Pseudoliparis swirei, 3424 nucleotides. It is a transcript of the gene stimate, whose product is annotated as STIM activating enhance. Lineage: Eukaryota; Metazoa; Chordata; Actinopteri; Perciformes; Liparidae. Gene Ontology annotation, biological process: activation of store-operated calcium channel activity. Bases 912 to 1829 code for a protein of 305 amino acids. The transcript is spliced from 8 exons. Gene Ontology annotation, molecular function: calcium channel regulator activity. Gene Ontology annotation, cellular component: cortical endoplasmic reticulum; membrane. The record is from RefSeq and is a predicted model, not a curated record.